UCACCUAAUCGUUACUCUGUAUGCGGGAAAGCCAAAGUAAACCUGUUGUUAUCUAUCUCAUUGUCUAAACACUAUUCAUUUGAGGUAUAUAGUAUGUUGAUAAUGUCAAUGUGCAAUCACAUCAAGGGCUAUUAGUGUAGGGAAACACUAUUUGAUCAAUUGGAAGUUAGAAUUUAGCCGAGAUGGAUCUUCUGUUCAAUAGUUCUAUAUGUUCCUGGCAAUUGGAUUAGGAAUUGUUCAGGUAUGGAGAUUAAUGGACGAGGACAGAUAAUAUUGUCUUACUAUUGUAGCCUGACAAUUUAUAAAAAUGCUUGAAAGAAUGUCUGCCAAAGUUGUUAUUCACAAUGUAUCAGAAGGAACAGCUGAAUACAGACCAAUUAACUUAACUAGAUAUAGACCAUCUUUAACAGUAGAGAAUCAAACAUGGGCAUAUGUCUACUGGGUGUUGGUGUGUGUUCUAGGAACGCUGAUUGGUCUUAGUUUUGCAUCUUGUAAAUACUGGAGAGAUCAGUAUCAAAAACCUGAAAACAAACGGAGAAGAAAAGAGAAAGCAGAUAUUGAAAUACGAGCAAAAGAAGAGAAAGCUGUAGCAUCUGUGGUGCAGGAACCCAUUCCAACUUCAAAAUUUCUCAGUAUUUUAAGACAGAAGAAAUCUGACAAAAGACUCAACAUUGAAGUUAGGGCAAUUGUUCGGAAUCAGGAAGACUUCCCUUAUACAGUUGCUCAAGAGACCCACAAUGCCUUGAUGAAUGUGAAACAAGAAGUUGUAACAUAUGAUCAUAGUAGAGUAAUCUUGUGGGAUGUUCCCAAGGGAUGGAAGAAUGACUAUAUUAAUGCAAGCCACAUCGAUGGUUACUGUGUUUCCAAAGAAUAUAUUGCCUCACAAGGUCCUAACAGCCGAUCCAUCAUUCAGUUCUGGCACAUGAUAUGGCAGGAGGGAGUCCAUUGUAUCGUCAUGACAACCGGUCUAUUUGAAAAUGCUGCACAACAAUGUGAUAAAUAUUGGGAUGAUUUUCUCGGUGUUAAGAAAUACGUCCGACAUGGUAAUAUACAUAUCUGGACAGAAGAGAGUAUAUAUAUGGCCCAGUUAAAUAUUAGAACUUUUAGAAUACAAAAGGAAGGAACUUGUCAAUCAAGGAUUAUUCGACAGUUUGAAAUGAUUGGCUUCCACGACAAUGAGUGCGCUGACCCUGGUUUUAUUCUUGAUGUCAGAAGACGUGUUAAUAAUUUCAUAUCUACAAGCUGUGGACCUAUUUUAGUCCAUUGCAGAUGUGGAGGAGGUAGAACUGCUGUUUUCAUAGCUGUAGACUUUUGUUUAAAACAAGUCGAGGCUGAGGAAAGGGUGGAUAUUUAUGGUGCUGUUUUACAUCUGAGAAGAUAUCGCAAAAAUAUGGUGCGGACAUUGGGUCAGUAUCGACUUAUAUAUGAUACAGUAGCCAUGUUUUUACAGUGUAAUUAUACAGUAUUUUCUGUAGCAGAAUUACAAUCCAACUAUCCUAUUACUAGUUUAAGAUGUCAGCAAAUAGAACAAGAAUUUAUGGCAUUACAGUAUAUAGUACCAGCAUUAAGUAUUGGUGAUUGUGCUAGCGGACAUAGAGUAGAAAACCGCUGUAAAAGUAGAGAUAUUAUGAUGUUACCUCCUGAAAGAGCUCGACCAUAUUUAACAUCAGCUGAUACUGGUGAUAGUGGUAAUGAUUUUAUUAAUGCUGUAUAUAUUGAUGGCUACUUUCAUGUCAACUCUUCCCUAGUUACGCAAUGGCCAAAGAAAAGUACCCUAAAUGAUUUAUGGCGCCUUCUAUUUGAUUUUAAAAUCAAUUCUCUUGUGGUAUUAAAUGAUAUUAAAUUUUCUAGGCGAUAUCAGAGAUUUUGGCCAAAAGAAUUAGAUGAAGAAAUUAAAUAUGGUCCUAUAUCGGUGAAAUACUUAGGAUGUGGAAAAUAUCCCCAACUUAUUAUUAGAGCAUUUGCUAUUCAUAAGAAUUUAGCAAAUUCUCAAAGAGAGCCAAAGUAUAAAGAUUUAAUUGUAAAGAUGUUUCAAGUAACAAAUGGUACCAGUCCUGCUAAAAUAAGUCUCUCUCAUAAAUCUUUAUUAUAUGUGAUGCAAUGUGUUGAUGACUGGCAACAGAAGACAAAUCCUACAACACCUGUCUGUAUUAUGUCUAAAGAUGGGUCAUCACGAUGUGGUAUAUAUGCAGCUGUAAAUAUAUGUGUUAAUCAAGUAGAGAUAGAUGGUGAAUGUGAUAUAUUUAAUGCUGUUAGAUUAAUCAAACGUAAUAGACCACAUUUAGUAUCUACAAUAGAUGAAUAUCGAUAUAUCUACAAUUUUAUGGAAGAUUACGUGAAUAGAACAACAUUACAACCACAGAUAGUUAUUACAGGAAUAACUGGAAAUGCUACUAAUUAUAGAACCCAUAGAAACGCAGUAGAAGAUAUAUCACCCGUAGAAGACUCGAAUAUAUCCGCGCGAAGUAGUCGAUCGGGCAGUUUCGCUACAGCAAUUGAUGACACUGCAGAUUUUAUUUUACCAUCUGGUGUAGACAAUCAUACAACACUAAGUGCCUACGUUGCUCAGCUCUCACCUUCAUCAACGAAAAACACUAUCAUGGACAAAAGUAACCAUUCCUCAACAGACAGUCUCUAUUUUUAUGAAACUCCACUCGUAGAAAAUGGAAAUUGCUCGUCAUCAAUAGACGAUUCAGUGUUUGUUCACGAAAUGCCUAAAAGUGCUAUUUUAGAAAAAAAUAACAACAUUCACAGCGAGGACAAAUCACCGACUCGUAAAAAGGUUAUUACAUCAAAUGGAACAAUAUUACCAAUUUUUGAUCCCGGUUUGUCAAAAUAUGGAUGACAAAGGUUGUUUUUUUUUUAAUUUUGUCUAUUUAUUCUGCUUCCCUAACUUUGUGUAGGUGCUCGCAACAUUUUGAUGGAAUUAGUCAGGGUAUUUUUUACCGAAUCACGAAUAAGUGUGAUUCGUUAAUAUGAAGCAAGGCAUUUUGGAUAUUUUGUGUAUGAACGAGGAUUGUGUUAUCUUAAAGAACGUGACACUGUUCAUCUAGUUAGUCUGUGGAUUUAUUUCCAUUGGUGCUGAUAUAAAACCAGGAAAAUUCCUGGAGAAGUAAGACUAAAUGAAUCAAAAAAAUUACAAAUGGCAUUAAAUGGAAACUUUUAGUCUGGAGUUAAUAUACAUCAAUUUUGUAUGUAUAUGUAUAUCUGCCUUACGACCAGAUUUUAUGGCAUUUUUUCAUGGUAUUAUAUUUGGGUAUUGUUUGUCUUCCUGGACACAAGGUCACAAAGUUUUUGUUUUGUUUUGGGUUUUUUUCUCAGGAAAGGAGAAUACAGAAUUAAUAUUCAUGGUUGUACAUAUAUGUUUAUAAUGUCAUCUAUAUUUUUUCUAAUGUUUUGCACCGAUUACUUUUUGGAGAGUUUUCAAACAUUCCAAGUAUCUGUCCUCAUAAUUCAUAAAUAUGUCUGUUAUAGGUCACCUUUUAAGAUAAUGUCAGAUAUAUAUAUAUAUAUAUAUAUAUAUAUAUAAUGACGGUCUCAUCUUUUUUUAGCUACUUUUUUGUGCCAGAAUUCUAAAUGGAACUAUUUUGGAUGAGGAACAGGGCCCCAAGCAAUACUCAUUUUCUUGUUCUUGGGGGCAACGCUCUUCGAUAAAAGCCUGAACAAUUUAAGUACAACUGAGAUGAAUCUUGGUAUGUUUGUUCCUUGUGCACAUCGAUUGAUGGACUUUUGAUAUGUCACAAUCCAAGAUGGCAGCGAUGACGUCAUGCUCGCUCUCUGGUACACAAUAUAAUCAUACUUGUUACUUACACACUAUAACAAAUUCUGGAAUGAGCUUAUUGAACCGUUGCACACUUGUAGCAGACACUUCUCAGUUUUUUGUUUCCAAUCAAAGUCAUCUGUUGGGUAUCAUAGAACAAUAUGUCUCCAGGUUACAGACUGUUAACUGGUGACUGGCCUAAUCUUUUCAUGUAGAUCAAGAGACAAAAGUAAUGGGGAAAUUUAUCUGUACAUUACUUUUUUAAUUGGUAAAAUUGUAUGCAUUCUACCUUUUCACUGUAAAUUUAAUACUUUGAUAGCUAGCAACUUCAUUCAUUCUAAUAAGAUCAACCAAAUAAAAAAAACCAACAUAUAUUUGUAUCGAACAGUUUUCAAAGCUAUUCGAACUAUUUUUUGGGUAGAUUUGUUAUUGAUGUUAAUUUGAUUACAGUAUAGUUUAGUUUUAAUAUAUUAAAAUAUGUAUUAUUUGAAAGAGUUGAUAACUCUUAGGUAUGUAAUUAGCCUACACAUAAUGAUAGUGUAUUUUUUUUUUAUUUCAAUAAUUGGUUUGUGCAAAAGGGUCUUUAGCAGUGGAUGAAAACCCAAGGUCCCAGAGAAACCCCAUAAGGUUGGGAAGUCGACCCUUCUGUUUGUCACAUACAAGCUUGGGAUCACAACCACAGCACUUAACUCAAUGACAGACCUCAUAAUCUAAAGUGCAGGAGAAGGGGGGUACGGCUGAAUUGUUUGCGUGUACGCAGUGUAUCAUAAGGUCUGUCAUUGAGUCAAGAGGCAUGGUUUCGAUUCCCCGGUUGUAAGUGACAAGGAGUAGGGUCACCUGUCCAACCUUGUGGGUUUUCUCUGGGUCCUCCGGUUUCCUCCCACUGCUAAAGACCCCUACGCACAAGUGAAUUAUUGACAUACGAUUGAACCAUUUGUUAGUCCCAAAAUGACCUAGUUUGUGCAAAUUAGAUGACUCAGCCACCCAACCCCCACUUUAAAGGAAAAUACUCAUUUUUCAUCCCUGGGACACAAUCUGAUUAAAUCCCAGAUCAUAUUUCAUUUUGAUAUCUAUUGUUCAAAUUUCAUUUUAUUGAUCUUCUGGGUGGUUUAAUGAAAAUUCAUAACAAAAACAAUGGAGAUUUGUCAAUGCACUCGGUAAAUCUCGGCAGAUUCUGUUACUCUUCAUCUAGAUGUAUGGUACUGGAGGUUUGCCGAGUGUUGUCAAUGAUCAGCAUUGAAAGGCAGAUAACUCUCACACUCUCUAGUUUAUUCCACUGUUUCAUCUUCUAAGUUAAGGUUACUAUAUUAGUAAUAUUACUUACAAUAUCUUAUGUUACCAAAAUCUUGAAAUAACAUUUAAUGAAAUUUGGGAAUUUCAUAAGUUUGUAGAAAUAGUAUUUUUUGAAUGAAUUAUAUAAAGCAGUCAUGAUUUAUUUCAUGUUAAAUGUAAAAAAAAUAUCAUAGGUCUAUUCAUAAAAAUAUUUUGUGGGGGGAAUUGAGACAGGUAUGUGACUGGUUAAUUUAAUAUUGAAUUUCAUUAAACAUUAUUUUAAGGAUAGUGUGAGGCCUGGGGGCAUGUAGGCCUACUCCUUUUUACUUACAAAUUUUCCGACUAUAAUUGUCUGAGAUCUGGGGAUGAAUGAAACCGGAUAUCUUGAGAUUCAGGGAACAUCAUUAACACACUAUUACCAGGCAGAUAUAGGGAAUUUGAUCAUAAACUAGUGCUGGUUUCCUCCCACUGCUAAAGAUCCCUACGCGCAAGCGAAUUAUUGAAAUAAAAUUAAACCAUAUGUUAGUCCCGAAAUGACCUAGUUUGUGUCAAGUGGAUGUUAAACCCCAUUUCCCUCUCUCUCUCUCUCUCUCUCUCUCUCUCAUAAACUAGUGAUUGUAUCCCAUAAAAACUGUGUUCUGUUAUUGAUCAUAAUCCCUAGAUUAGUAAAGUUUAGGUAGGUGGUGACCCAGAAAUAGUCAAAAGAAGUGAUCAUCAUGUAAUUAACUUUCAUUUAUGAGAAGAGAUAAUAUAGAUGUAAUAUUUCACUUUUCACAUCUAGUCAUCAUUUACAUUCUAUAUAUUAUCAUACUCACUGAUUUAUUUCUCUCUAAUUUGUGAUGCAAUGUAUCUGUGAUAUUUUUACUAGUAUUUGUUCAAACUUUAAAUCUUUCAAUUUAUUAUGUAUUAUUUUAUUAAUUGUUAUUACAAAUAAUAAGAUAUGGUUGUCAAUUGUAGAGUUUGUUACUGGUGUUGAUUCAGUAAAAUCUUGAGGAGGUCUUGUACAAGACAUACUGAAUUUUUUUUUAGAGGAAUAGACAUUUAUACUUUUAUGGAAGUCAUAAAGUGAAAGUAGAAAAUAACACUUUAGUUUAUCACAUAUAGAAUAACAGUUUUGAUUAUGUGGUUCCAUUCAAUGACUCCAAGAGUCUGUAUAGGAUCACUUACCAUAACCUUACUUAAUUCAUUUUUUUUUUAUUCUAGGUGUACAUGCAUGGUUCUAUUAAAUGACUGCAGGAGUCAAUAUGCAGAUCAGUUACCCUAUUCUUACUCUAUUUACAGAUUAGAAGCCAGUUCGGAUUAAUAAUUAUAUCAAAUAUUUCAAUAAUAGAAUAUUGUCAUUUACCUAUAAACACAAACAUUCAAAAUUCAGGUAUUUAAAAUCUAUAAAGUCGAAUGGCCAGGGGUAAGAUUGAUGCAUGGGACUCUAACAAAGUUAAAAAAAUUAGAUAAUAAAAUUAAAAUAUAUUUAUUAAGAAAGAGUUCUUGUCUCUGGGAAUUUUAUAUUCCACCUUAAAUAUAGGUAAUAUCCUAUAUGAUGUUAAGAAAUUUAAUUAUUACUUUUUUUAUGAACAAAAAUCAAAAUUCAAGCUUACCAUAUUCUUAGAUUGCAAAAUUGUAUUGCUUCAAUCUGAUUUUAUGGGAAAUUGUCAACUAACUUUAUUAGCUACCUGAUGUACCAAUCUCCCCUAUUGUCCUAGGAUAAAAAUAUGUCUUUGUCAGAUCUCGAUUGCACAGCAAAUUGUCGUUUUUGUAAACAAUAUUUGAAAAGGAUUGGGGAACAGGCUUGGCCUAUGUUGACUCCUCUCCAGAAUGGUUUUAGAAUGGGUUGAUAAUUUACAAUGUAGUCUACCUGUGUAUAUUAUCUGAUUGAAAACAAGCAAAUUAUGCUUACUUAAUAAACCACGGACCGUAUAUUUUUUACGAUCUAUGCUUAAACCAAAUAUGCAACAAAGACAAGAUUCCUUAAAAUUCUCAAACAUUAUGUAGUUUUCAAUUAAUAUACGAUUUUACCGAAUACAUUGGUGUGGUUUUUUUAUAUGCACGAUUGUUUAAAACUGUUAUUUAAUUAGUUUGAUUCCGAUAUGGAUAUAUCGAAUCAUUGUAAUUAUUCAUAAAAAAUUAUGAUUUCAAAAGGUCGAUCUGAUCUUAACAAACCUUUUAUGUAACUUAAUUCUGAUUUGGAAGACGCAUUAUUACCUUCACUAAGAAAAUAAUGUAACUUAUUUUGAACAAGAUUAUAUUUGUAUUGUAUAACCCAUUUGUAUUGUAUAACCAAUAAAUUGAAACCAAAGGCAAUUAUAACAGAGCAAAGAUGGAUUGGCAGUUGAAUCUAGGAGCCUGGUAUAGAACUGAAAUUUAUAUUUUUCUCACAGGCGAACUAAAGAACAUUAACUUCUUGCUUUUGUCCUUUGAUUUAAAGAGAGUUGUGUUUUCAUGACAAUGGUCCCUGGUUGUUUAUGACAGCUGAUUUAAUAAAUCGUUCAUUGUGUUCGAUUAUUUACUUUUGCACUUUGAAUAAAACAGUUUA
Molecule: messenger RNA, 7562 nt
Organism: Patella vulgata (common limpet)
Lineage: Eukaryota; Metazoa; Mollusca; Gastropoda; Patellidae
Product: receptor-type tyrosine-protein phosphatase kappa
Exons: 20
Coding region: 308-2845 (845 amino acids)
Biological process (GO): protein dephosphorylation
Molecular function (GO): protein tyrosine phosphatase activity
Source: RefSeq, a predicted model, not a curated record